Lutzomyia longipalpis is the source of this 984-nucleotide messenger RNA. RefSeq lists its product as uncharacterized. The record is from RefSeq and is a predicted model, not a curated record. Gene Ontology annotation, cellular component: Z disc; adherens junction; filamentous actin. The transcript has 4 exons. Lineage: Eukaryota; Metazoa; Arthropoda; Insecta; Diptera; Psychodidae. Gene Ontology annotation, molecular function: actin binding; muscle alpha-actinin binding. Gene Ontology annotation, biological process: muscle structure development; actin cytoskeleton organization. The coding region runs from base 86 to 769 and encodes 227 amino acids.
CAAAUCCACUUGCAAUCGGAUCAAUAAGUUGGCGAUCGAGUCGCAGAACUCGUCAGGUUGUCUCAUCCACGUAGUCACAAUCGCGAUGGUGAUCGAGGAGAAAAGUGGUGCCCAUCUAGUGCCUCCAGCAUUCGAGAAUGUGGAGUACGUGAUGAGGAUUACCUACACACUCUCAACGGAUAGAAGGACCAUGUCCUUUGUGGAUUACCUCUGGGGGAUUGAAGUUACGGGUGGUGUUGAUCAAUAUGAACCUCUCACAAUAAUCAGUGUCAGGCAGGGAGGUUUAGCCCACAAGGCAGGCAUUCAAGUGAAUGAUACCAUCAUGAAGAUCAACAACACCUCAGCGGACAAAUUGACCCUAAUGGAGGCACAGCAAUUAAUAAGAAAAUCCGGAAGAUCAGUUCGGAUCAUCGUACAGGGUGAUGACAACAGUGAGAGUGACUUUGGCGCCGAAGAUGAAUACACAGUGAACUUUUGGUUUACACCUCCGAUUAAGCACAGAGGAGCGACAUCCAACUUUUCAAUAGGAAAAAUUCCCGAUGUCUUCCCAUGGAAUGAUCGCCGAAAACCAAUAUACAAGGAAUCCAAUUGCUACCUUGUGCCCAGCAUUUAUGUGGAACGAAUGAGGCGAACGUCAGCCAAUAGGACGAUCAUAAAGUCUCUCGAGGAGAAAAUAGCAAUCCAGCACAGUGAGAUUAACACGAGGACGGAACCCAGUGAUAUUUACUAUGAAUUAGAAGAUCUACCCCACUCGUCUCGCACUGCGUAGUGCACCACGCACCUCAUCGUGACAAAUUCGUCGGUCACCGCCAUCGGAUUCAUGCCUUGUUGCACUGCAAACUAUUAAUUGAAUGGAUAUUGACGAUCAGUUCGGUUUGGUAAUCUCAGGCAAGAUCAUCGUGGCGUGUUGAUUAACAUUGUAAAGGAUCCCCCGAUUGUUUCCCAUAUAAAGUGAUUGCGAAGAAAUAAAAAUAUUUUUUCUGA